This is a messenger RNA of Morus notabilis, 630 nucleotides long. RefSeq lists its product as uncharacterized. Lineage: Eukaryota; Viridiplantae; Streptophyta; Magnoliopsida; Rosales; Moraceae. The record is from RefSeq and is a predicted model, not a curated record. The transcript has 2 exons. Bases 1 to 630 code for a protein of 209 amino acids.
AUGUUGGUGGCGAUAAAUGUUUUAGCUCAACCUCUACAUAAGGAGAUAAAUGAUCUUGAAAUCAAGGUGAUUUCUGGAAAGUUAUCUUCUCUAACCCUUAAACCGACCAUCAUCGAACACAUGAAAGAUAGCCAGGAACUUGACUCUACCCUGGUUAGGUUAAGAAAAGAAGUCCUGGAAGGUAAAGAAACAAGAUUUAGUCUCUUAGAGGACGUCAUACUUUACCAUAAAGGUAAGAUAUACGUCCCGGAUAAUGAGGAAAUAAGGAAGCAGAUCCUUUCAGAAGCAUAUGAAACUUCUUACUCUGUUCAUCUGGGAACAACCAAGAUGUAUAAGAACCUUAAAAAGGGUUUUUGGUGGCCAGGAAUGAAAAAAUACAUGGCUGAAUUCAUGUCAAAGUGUCUGAAUUGUUUGAAAGUUAAAGCAGAACAUCAGUGUCCAGCAGGAGAACUGCAGAAGAUCGACAUGUCAGAAUGGAAAUGGGAUCAGAUCACGAUGGAUUUUAUAGUGGGAUUGUCUAGAACAUCUGACGAUAAUGAUGCAAUUUGGACUGAUGGUCAAUCUAAGAGACCCAUCCAGACUUUAGAAGACAUGCUGAGAGUAUGCUUUAUGGAUUUCAAGGGAAGCUGA